This is a messenger RNA of Podospora pseudocomata, 1527 nucleotides long. RefSeq lists its product as uncharacterized. Gene Ontology annotation, cellular component: VCP-NPL4-UFD1 AAA ATPase complex; cytosol; nucleus. Lineage: Eukaryota; Fungi; Ascomycota; Sordariomycetes; Sordariales; Podosporaceae. Gene Ontology annotation, biological process: mitotic spindle disassembly; retrograde protein transport, ER to cytosol; autophagosome maturation. Gene Ontology annotation, molecular function: polyubiquitin modification-dependent protein binding; ATP binding; ATP hydrolysis activity. Bases 1 to 1527 code for a protein of 508 amino acids. The record is from RefSeq and is a predicted model, not a curated record. The transcript has a single exon.
AUGGACACCAUUGACAAGAACGAAAACCCUGCUCUGGCCUUUGAAGGCUGGACAGAGCAUGCAAGUCGAGAUCGCAUCAGCACCGAUACCAAGGUACACCAACUGCUCAGCGCUGCAUACCCAGGUCACCAUGUUACACGCACACAGACAUCGUCCUGUGAUCUUUUGGGUUUCGCUGACGCCGGCUACGCAACCAAAACCCCGGAUCGUCCACGUGGCUACGACGCUAUUCGCAAGUUUGUGGCCCCGAAACUUCGAUACGAAAAGGGCAAUGACAAACUUGAGGAUGAGGUACGCUUUGGUGCCUGGAAAUACGACUGGGAAAGCCACCAAUUCCUGGUAUAUGAAUUGUCAUUCAGGGACUACCUGCUGAGCCGGGUCAUACGGUUUCUCUAUGUGAUAACACCUCCUUCCGUGGACGGCGCGGUGGACAUUGAUGGCCACCAUCUCAAGACCGAUGAACUUCUUCUGGUAGCCGGGAAGUGGACGAAGGAGAUGCACGAUGAAAUAUGGGUCUUUGACAACCAGCAGUGGAUGAAGGAUAAGGAGUUAUACCGGAGUGUUCUUGGAGCGUCGUGGGACGAUGUCAUUCUUGACCCGAGCAUAAAGUCGAGCCUGGCUCAAGAUGUCGAGUCCUUCUUUAACAAUCAGUCUUUGUAUAAGACACUCCGGGUGCCAUGGAAGCGCGGUGUGAUUCUUCAUGGGGUACCGGGAAAUGGCAAGACCGUGUCUAUCAAGGCAAUCAUCAACUCAUUGGCGGCACGCAAUCCUCCGGUCCCCGCCAUGUACGUGAAAUCGCUCGACGGAUGUUCGCACCCAAAAGUCGCCAUGCAGCAAAUCUUUUCCAAGUCACGAAUCGUCGCUCCAUGCCUUCUGAUCUUUGAGGACCUCGACAGCCUGGUCGAGGACAAGACACGCAGCUACUUCCUCAACGAGGUCGAUGGACUUGACUCCAACGAGGGCAUCCUAAUGAUAGGCUCGACCAAUCACCUUGAAGGGAUCGAUGCGGCUAUCACAAAACGACCCAGCCGCUUUGACCGUAAAUACCACUUCAAAGUUCCGGAGCACGCCUUGCGGAUGGCUUACUGUCACCAUUGGCGCGAGAAAGUGCUAGAUUCCCCUGCGUUUGCCUUCCCCGUGGAACUGUGCUCUGUGAUAGCAGAUCUCACGGAUGGCUUCAGCUUUGCUUAUAUCAAAGAGCUCUUCAUCUCGUCUUUGCUUAUGUUGGCCGGGGGUACUCGUGACAUCGAGGCUGGGGGCGACAACAUCUCAGGAGCAGCGUUGGAUUCAAGCUCUGACGAGAACGAGGACAGUGACAGCUCUAACAAACCCGGACGCGUCAUGCCUGCAGUGACAAUUCCCAAGGAACUUGAAGGAGAUCCCUUGCUUGCUGUUAUCCUGGCUGAAGCCAAGUUGCUCUGGGAGCAAAUGGAGAACGAGGAGACAGACGCCGUGAAGCGUAAAAAGGCAGCAACAGUAUGCGCUCCGAGGUUGCCAGAUUUUGUCUUUGGAUUGCGUGAUGAUUGA